This is a messenger RNA of Carica papaya (papaya), 1965 nucleotides long. The record is from RefSeq and is a predicted model, not a curated record. NCBI's taxonomy places the organism in Eukaryota, Viridiplantae, Streptophyta, Magnoliopsida, Brassicales, Caricaceae.
GCAGAUAGCUUUGAGAAGAAAGAACACUCAUGGUUUGUGACUUCUCAAAUCCCAACAGACCUAUCAAUUCAGAUUCAGGACAUAACCUUCAACGUCCACAAGUAUCCCCUGGUAUCUAAAUGUGGCUACAUCGGCCGAUUGGAACAUCAGCCUUCCAUCUCAAAUUUUGGAUAUGACCUGAAGCUUGAAAAUUUCCCAGGUGGACCAGAAACAUUUGAGACAAUCCUAAAAUUCUGUUAUGGUCUCCCAUUGGACUUGAAUCCUAACAAUAUUGCUCCACUAAGAUGUGCAUCAGAAUAUCUAGAAAUGACAGAAGAAUUUGAAGAUGGAAAUCUCAUUUCAAAGACAGAGUCUUUUCUCACAUUUGUAGUGCUUGCUUCGUGGAAAGAUACCACCACUGUUCUUAAAUCUUGUGAAACUCUAUCUCCAUGGGCUGAAAACCUCCAAAUUGUCAGAAGAUGCUGUGACUCGAUUGCAUGGAAGGCUUUCAAAGAAAACACAGCUGCGGAUGCAGCAAAUGAGGAAGGCUGGUGGUUUGAUGAUGUGGCGACCCUUCGGAUUGAUCACUUUAUGAGGAUCAUAACAGCAACAAGAGCAAAGGGAGCAAAACCAGAGAUCAUAGGCAAGUGUAUCAUGCAUUAUGCAGAUAAGUGGUUGCCACUGAUGGAUGAGCAGUUGGAAGGACUACGGGGAUUUGGUUUUGGAAAGAAUGAGCUGCAGUUUAGUAUCUUGAGAGGAAGAGUAGAAGAAGGCACUAUUGGACAUAAGGAACAGAGAACAAUAAUAGAAAACUUAGUAAGCAUCCUUCCUCCUCAAGAUGGGGCUGUUUCAUGUAAGUUCUUGUUAAAGAUGUUGAAAACAGCAAUGGUGUAUUCUGCAUCACCAGCUUUGAUUUCAGACCUUGAGAAAAGAGUUGGAAUGAUGUUAGAAAAUGCUACUGUGAAUGAUCUUUUGAUUCCUAAUUACAAAAACGAAGAUCACGGAAGAUUGCUUAAUUCCCCUGAAAAUUGCACAAUGCACAACAUAGAUGUGGUCCAAAGGAUUUUGGAGUAUUUCUUGAUGCAUGAACAACAACAGCAACAGCAACAAAAGACUGGGAAAACUAAUGUUAGCAAGCUCUUGGACAAUUACUUAGCCGUGAUUGCAAGGGACCCAAAUCUCUCCAUCACUAAGUUUCAAGUUCUAGCUGAAGCAUUGCCAGGAAAUGCUCGAACAUGUGACGAUGGUCUCUAUAGAGCCAUUGAUACCUACCUCAAGACCCAUCCUUCACUAUCUGACCAUGAUCGAAGAAAGCUGUGCAAAAUAAUGAACAGCGAGAAGCUCUCACUUGAUGCAUGUACACAUGCUGCACAGAACGAUCGAUUGCCCAUUCAGAACUGUCAUCCAGGUAUUGUGCUUUUCUCGGAGCAAGUGAAAAUGAGGAUGGCAAUGCAAGGCAAGAAGCCAGAAGCACAAGGUAAUACUUCGGAGCAGGAGGAAAACCAAUCUUCCACAAACAUGGAGAUCAAGACCCUCAAGGAAGAACUUGAGAAUGUAAAAGCAAAGAUGGCAGAGCUUCAAAAUGACUAUUCUGAGCUUCAACAAGAGUAUGAAAAGCUCAGCAACAAGCACAAGAAUGAAUCUGGUUGGAGUUUGGGUUGGAAGAAGAUCAAGAAAUCUUUCUAUAUAAAACGAGAAGAAGAAGAAACUGGAGACGAACAGCAAAGAACAAACCACACUACUAGUAGAGUCAGCUUGAGAAGCAGACUAUCAAUGUCCUAAUUAUUUUAUACAUCAAACAUCCUUUUACAUAUGUUUUUAAUCCACCCAAGAAGCCUCAAAUUUCAUCAUGCAUAUGUCAAACCAAACUUUGACUGGUUUUGUAAAGAUCAAUGGCAAAGUCCACAAACAUUAAAGUUCUUUGCCUAUAUAUGUAGAAUUACUUAGCUUAGCUUCAUCAAGAUAUACAAUAAAGCUUGAUGCCCA